This is a messenger RNA of Neodiprion fabricii, 2321 nucleotides long. Its product is annotated as glucose dehydrogenase [FAD, quinone]-like. NCBI's taxonomy places the organism in Eukaryota, Metazoa, Arthropoda, Insecta, Hymenoptera, Diprionidae. Gene Ontology annotation, molecular function: flavin adenine dinucleotide binding; oxidoreductase activity, acting on CH-OH group of donors. The record is from RefSeq and is a predicted model, not a curated record. Bases 350 to 2176 code for a protein of 608 amino acids. The transcript is spliced from 6 exons.
AUGAGAGACUUUGAAGAAUAUAUGGAAACAAACAAUAACAUGCCGGUAUCGAGUUGGUAAAUCGUAUUUACGUAUAAGCUGCAUCUGCACGACAGCUGUUGUUGCUAAAUGUACUCAGAUAGUGAAUAAAUAGCAGUGAAAAGGUGAGUCUCACAAUCAAUCAUUGGGUUUCGGUUUGCGUGCGUACUGCAUUUUGCAGGAAAUUGCUGCAGUGAAUAUUUUUACUCUACGACAUAUAGAAACUAAAAUUGCUAAUUAAAUUCUACUCACCGUCAACCGAUGAAUAGGAUUGUCUUAUCCUGACAGGACUUUAAAAAAACCAACAAUACCUACCGUAUCUUCAUCAGACAUGACGCACUCCACAUCUUCAUUGGCCUGCAACGCAAGUUUCCUGGGACCGACCCUGCAAGAGAUGUGCGGAGGAUCGAGUUACUACCUCUUCAUGUCUCUUUUGAACGCAUUCGCAAUAAGGAAGCAAGCUAUAGGUGGAACUUGCGAACGAGUAACAUCGAUCGUAUCGCCAAACAGAGAAUAUGACUACGUCGUAAUUGGCGGCGGUAGUGCAGGUGCCGUAGUGGCUUCAAGACUCAGUGAGAAUCCGAAGUGGAAGGUCCUGGUGCUGGAAGCUGGUCCCGAUGAGCCACCAGGUGCGGAAAUUCCGAGCUUUUUCAACGCUGUUGUGACAUCGAGUCUCGACUGGGGAUACUCGACGACUAACGAGAGCUACGCUUGUUACUCAACAAACGGUUCCUGCACAUGUCACUCCGUGAAAGUUCUGGGUGGGAACAUGGUGCACACAGGGAUGAUAUACUUGCGAGGCAACCCGACGGACUAUGACAAAUGGGCUGCUCUUGGUAACAAGGGGUGGUCGUGGAAAGACGUUAAGCCGUUUUACCUGAAGUGCGAAGACAAUCGAGAAAUCGACAGAGUCGGAAGAUUUUGGCACGCUACGGGAGGGCCACUUUCAGUUCAAAGAUUUCCGUACGAAUUUCCCAUCACGAAAGCGAUUCGCGACGCGUCUUUAGAGGCAGGUUUCGGCACCAGCGACGACCUUAACGGAGAUCAGCUUACAGGUUUCAACGUCGUUCAAACGACUACCAAGAACGGCGUCAGACAAAGUACCGGUACCGCGUAUCUGCGCCCCGUCAGGGACCGCAAGAACCUUCAUAUUUCUCUCAACUCCACCGUCGCCAAAAUCAUAAUCAAUAAUAAGACGGCCGUCGGAGUCGAGUAUUAUCAGAAUGGGCAAUUGAAAAAGGUUGCUGUGUCCCGUGAAGUCAUCCUCUCCGCAGGUACAGUAGGCUCGCCUCAAAUUCUGCUACUCUCCGGUGUUGGUCCGAAGGAACACCUGGAGUCUAUGGGCAUCGAAGUGGUAAAGGAUCUGCGUGGAGUUGGAGAAAACUACCAUGACCACAUAUCGUACAGCGUCGACUUUACCGUCAACGAACCCGACGUUUACGACAACAACUGGGCUGCUGCAACCGAGUACUUCGCUUUCCAGACUGGCCCCCUGUCUGCUUCUGGACUGGCUGGGUUGGCCAUUGUGCUAAACUCCAGCAAGUCAACCUCCGACUAUCCAGACAUCCAGCUGGCAGGGUACGGCUACAUCGCGGACUGCGCACCGGGUGACAUUGGGGCCCUCCGCAGCAAGGGAAAACGUACAGUGAGCAUAUGGGUGGGAUAUCAGCAUCCGAAAAGCAGAGGAAGAGUACGUUUGGCUUCGAAAAACGUUACGGCGUUGCCUGUGAUAUGGGGUAACUAUUUGGCCGAUUACCGGGACGUUGAGGGCUUGAUUGAGGGCAUAAACUACACCCUCACCUUGUCGAAGAUGGAGGCGUUCAAACCCUACAACUUGACCUUGACCAAUCAACCCGUCGCCGCCUGCUCCGAUUAUACUUUCCUCACCAACGAAUACUGGGCUUGCGCGAUACGUUGGAGUCUCAGCCCCCAAAAUCACCAGGUUGGUUCGUGCAAAAUGGGACCCCCCGAUGAUCCCACCGCCGUUGUCGAUCCCAAACUACGAGUUUACGGAAUAAACAGACUUCGCGUCGCAGAUGCCUCGAUCAUGCCACAAAUCAUUUCCGCCAACACUGCAGCACCAACCGUAAUGAUUGCGGAGAAAGCAGCCGAUAUGAUCAAGAAAUCUCAUCAACAUCGAUCGUGUAAAAAUUACUGAACUUCCAAACGAGGAAUUCCAACAGAAAAUGAAAACUAAAUUCAAUCGAAGUAAUGGACGAACUAUGCGAUAAGAUCAGUAAGCUGAUAGUUUUGUAACAAAUAUUAAACGCCAAGAUGACUCCCAAAACAGUUAAUUACAUAAA